This is a messenger RNA of Trypanosoma conorhini, 519 nucleotides long. RefSeq lists its product as uncharacterized. The transcript has a single exon. NCBI's taxonomy places the organism in Eukaryota, Euglenozoa, Kinetoplastea, Trypanosomatida, Trypanosomatidae. The record is from RefSeq and is a predicted model, not a curated record. Bases 1 to 519 code for a protein of 172 amino acids.
AUGAGCGGGGCGGUGCCACCCCCGCCUCGCCGCGAGGAGCGGCUGGAUGCCCUCUUCGACACGGCGGUGGAGGCCGUCGCGGAGCUCGAGCGCUGCCGCACACUCCUCCACGACUCUCUGCGGGCGGCCCGCUUUCGCUACGGUGAAGUGCAGCGGGAGAUGGACCGUGCGGGCCUCCUUCUCGGCUUGGCUGCCGUCCCGGCGAGGGCGGGGGCGGUGCGUCCACAGCUGGGCGUCGUCUUGCUUGCCGCCGCCGCCGCGGAGACCGGCACGGCGGAGGCGAAGGAAGAGGGUGCGGAGCAGAGUCGUGGGGCCUACGAGUUUUCCAUGGUGAAUAUAGCAGCUGGCGACGGAAAGGAUCCGGCGCACUGGUUUGCGUCUGUCCCCUCGAUGGGGCUGCGUGAGUGCCAGCAGCGCUUCCGCGAGGUGCUGGGCGCCUGCGUGCAGGUCGUGCAGGCGCAGAAGCGAGCACUGGCGGCGGCGCGGGACUACCGCGUGGCGGCGGAGCUCACUGCGUGA